ACACACUUACAGUACACACACUGGACUCAGAAAGAGGUUUGUUUACUACAGCAGGAGCAGAAAGAUGAAAUUAAUUCAUGACUCCGCCCCUUGUCUUCUCCACCUGCUGCUAUUGGCUGAGCUGUUUGUCCAUUCAUCAUCUCGUCCCGCCCACAGUUCCUGCAUCUGCGGCACGUUUGGAGCAAUGAUCCCUCAGGUGGACAAGCUGGUGAACUUAUCCAAAAAACUCCAUGACUUGACAGAUGAAGAACUCAGAAACUUUGAAGGGGUGGAAACUAGACUGGACGGUCUUCCUCAUAUAGAACACUCUGCUGCCUAUUUCAGCUCAUUGAAGGUGAACGAGUCACUCUCCCAGCUGUAUGUGUACACUCAGUCCUUCAGACUGCAUGUUGACUGGUUGAAAACAGGCAUGAAAAACUUCAGUUUGUCCUCCCUGUCAGCUGAGGGCGUCAGCACUCACCUCCUGCAGCUAUCCCACCUUGUUAAUGCAUCGCUUCACCAGAUCGGUGAAGAGGUUCCUCAGUCACCGCCGCCCUCCCUCCCUGUCAUCUCCACAGCCUUCGAAGUGCUUCAGUUCUCCGUCGAGGUCUCUGAUCGGUUAAAAGUCUUUUGUAACUGGUCAAAAAGAGUGUUGCUGAUUCUCCAGAGACUACCCUGCUGCCCUAAACAUUAAGCCUCCGCCUUCAGCACAUAAGCAACUGCUAAUGCCUUCCCACAAAACCACUGUUAACUUAUAUGAUUUUUACCCAGCAAGGAUUUUUAGCCAUGCUAGCAACAUGGCUCUAGGGAUGGUAAUGUUGGUCGGUCCACUACUUUGGGCCAGACUGAAAUAUCUAAACAACUGUUGUGCCAUGAAGUUGAGUAGAGAUAUUCAUGGAGCCCAGAGGAUGCAUUUUAAUGAUGACUUUGGUGAUCCCCUGACUUCUCCUCUAGCGCCACCCAUAGGUCAAAGUUUUAACUUAUCCAGGGAAAUAUUUCAACGUCUACUGUAUAGAUUAGCACGCAACUUGGUGCAGACAUUCAUGUUCUCCUACUGACGUUGGUGAUCCCCUGACUUUUCCUCUAGCGCCACCUUGAGGUUGACAUUUGUGGUUUUGAGUAAAAUAUCUCAACAUCUCAACAACUGUUGGGUGGAUUGCCGUGAAAUUUGGUAUAGACAUUCAUGUCCCUCUCAGGAUGAUUUAUAAUCACUUUGGUGAUCCACUGACUUUACAU
Messenger RNA from Siniperca chuatsi (mandarin fish), 1215 nucleotides. RefSeq names its product interleukin 11b (gene il11b). Gene Ontology annotation, molecular function: cytokine activity; growth factor activity. Gene Ontology annotation, biological process: positive regulation of cell population proliferation; positive regulation of MAPK cascade. Gene Ontology annotation, cellular component: cytoplasm. The coding region runs from base 65 to 673 and encodes 202 amino acids. The transcript has 5 exons. NCBI's taxonomy places the organism in Eukaryota, Metazoa, Chordata, Actinopteri, Centrarchiformes, Sinipercidae. The record is from RefSeq and is a predicted model, not a curated record.